Messenger RNA from Cuscuta campestris, 1450 nucleotides. The record is from the annotation of a GenBank genome assembly. NCBI's taxonomy places the organism in Eukaryota, Viridiplantae, Streptophyta, Magnoliopsida, Solanales, Convolvulaceae.
CAAAAAAAAACCCCCAAAUCCGGAUGGCAAAUACUACCAUCAACUGUUGAUCUUCUUCAUCUCUCUGCCGCUGAUUCCUUCCGAGUCAUACUGGUCCAUAUCCUGCCACGCCAGACAGACUCUUCUUCAAUGGCCGAAUCCCAAAACGGAGCUCCGACUCAAUCCCGUCCCUCAACCCCAUCGGACCACUGGUGCUAUCACUGCGACAAACGGGUAUCCAUUGAAACCCUCCCGGAUCUUCCCGAUGUCGUCUGCCGCGAGUGCAAAAACGGUUUCGUCGAGUCCAUCUCCACCGUCGAGUCCAUCUCCGUCGUCAGAGCCCCUCCGGCCUCCGAAUCCGAUCAGAUCGGCGAUUUCCCUCAUUUCAGCGACCAGUUCUACCAAGUCCUGCGCCUCAUCGCUCAGGCCGCGCGUGAGGACGACGCCCCUCCUCCGCCCCCCGCCGAACACGCGGAUCCAUCCGGCGAUGAUUAUCUCCGAGUGGAAAUCGCCAGGUCGGAGAACGACGACGAGGACGAGGAGAACGAGGCGGAUCAGGAAGAAGAAGACCCAGAGGACGAGAAUCGGAACGAAUCUGAUGAAGACGAGGAAGAGGAAUACCGUUUUGGGCCGCGCGACGUGAUCCGUUUCAGGCUUCGCGAACUAGCUGCUAGUUCCGCUAACAGCCGCAACAGGACUCUCGAUUGGGCGGAAAUUCUCAUAGGGAUGGAAGAGAACUCAAUGGAAGUGGAUGGCUACUAUGGGAGCCCUGGAGAUUACAUGGACGCAGCAGGCUACGAAGCCUUGCUGCAGAACCUGGCAGACAUGGAUAAUGGAGGAAGACGAGGAGCCCCACCAGCUUCAAGAGCGGCAAUAGAGGCUUUGCCCACAGUCACCAUCAAAAGCAGCCUGCAGGAACUAGAAUGUUCUAUAUGUAAAGAUUCUGUAAACAUCGCAAUGGAACUGCCUUGCGGGCAUAGAUACCAUGGGGAUUGCAUUGUGCCAUGGUUGGGCUUGAGGAAUUCGUGCCCAAUUUGCAGGUUUGAGCUGCCUACGGAUGAUCCGGAGUACGAGGAGGAAAGGAAGAAGAAAGCUCGCAACUUUUCAUCAUCGAGCUCAUCCACUUCUGCUGCUGCAGGAGCAGGAAGCAGUGAUUGAUGAUGUCUUGUGUGGUAAAUCUGAUGCAUUCCCAUCCAUUCAUAACCAUUCAAACUACCAUUUCUUGGUCUUCUUUGCGUGUGGGAAUCGCUGGAUGGAGAGGCGUAAUGUAAUACUUGAGAAUGUAAAUACUUCAUAUGUUCUUUCUUUGAACCUGUGGUUUAAACUUUAAAACCCCUUUGAAUGUUUGUGUAAUUCUUAUGUGCUGUGAUUGAUUCUUACUAUAAUAAAGCAUGUUUCUGUGAUUGUAAUUCAUCUUUCUCUCUUGCAUUUCUCUUAAUCUGUAGUUGCAGAAUCAAGUUUGAGAAAACUU